Molecule: messenger RNA, 237 nt
Organism: Prorocentrum cordatum
Lineage: Eukaryota; Dinophyceae; Prorocentrales; Prorocentraceae
Source: the annotation of a GenBank genome assembly
GUGACUGCAGCUGAGUUUGAGACACAGUGUGGCAAGGUGGCGGGCUGGAAGAAAGACAUCGAAGAGCUUCUCCUGGAAGCAAAGGUUCUAGUCCGCCAGGCUUGGGCGAGAGACGAAGAGGAGAUGCGUCUGCGCGAAGCUGCGAAGCCCAAGGGAUCGAGCGGCAAGAAGACUGCGAUCAAUAAGGACAAGAAAGAGAAGCAGAAGAAAAGUGAGAGCCCGAGCGACUCGGACUAG